AUGGUGAUCGGAAUCGUUAUGAUGGCGGCCAUGUUGCCGACCAUGAUUGGCUUGAAUGAGGCAACUCAGGGGGGUCGGGAUGCAGAGGAAAGCCGACGCAACGACGCACGGAGACAACGUGGACACCUAGUGGCCACAUGCGCCCUUACACAGGGAACACCAAAGAUGCGCCAACAGGUUCACAAUGCCCAAGUCCAAGUGGGUCUGGACGGAAAACUCUACAUCACCAAGCAUCCCAGCUCGACAAUGGUCCUAUUCAACGGCGGCUACCAUACACACCCCGACUUUCCGCCGAACAACACAUCUGGCUUGGUGACGAUUAGCGGGGAAAAGGCCCCGACGCUGCGCUGGGUGUUUCGAGACGCUAAGACGCAUGAGAUGCGUUGGGGCGGUCGUCCCGACUCGGAAGGUCACAUAUGCGGGUCCUUUGACUGGACUGCUGAUGAGUUGUACCUGACUAUGGAAGAUUGGGAAGGGUGGCUGGCAGUUCGUCUCCCAGAAGACGAGGCUAAAGAACACAUCAACUCUGAGUUGGGUAUUACAGAUGCGCGUGAUAUCUGGCGACUAUAUUUUGAUGCAAAUGACAAUGGAGCCGACAUACCACCCGGAGCCCACGGACUUGAAAUUCGUCUCAAACGAACUGCAGCAGAGUCUUGA
This is a messenger RNA of Penicillium verhagenii, 657 nucleotides long. RefSeq lists its product as uncharacterized. The record is from RefSeq and is a predicted model, not a curated record. The transcript is spliced from 2 exons. Lineage: Eukaryota; Fungi; Ascomycota; Eurotiomycetes; Eurotiales; Aspergillaceae. Bases 1 to 657 code for a protein of 218 amino acids.